Molecule: messenger RNA, 1122 nt
Organism: Clarias gariepinus (North African catfish)
Lineage: Eukaryota; Metazoa; Chordata; Actinopteri; Siluriformes; Clariidae
Gene: snrpa1
Product: small nuclear ribonucleoprotein polypeptide A'
Exons: 9
Coding region: 93-953 (286 amino acids)
Biological process (GO): mRNA splicing, via spliceosome
Cellular component (GO): U2 snRNP
Molecular function (GO): protein binding; U2 snRNA binding
Source: RefSeq, a predicted model, not a curated record
CCGUAGCGUGUUUCAGACGUUAGCAUUUGUUCUUCUGCGCGGCAUAUUUGGAAUACACGUUUAAAGGUUUUUUUUUUUUUUGCUUCGUCGCCAUGGUGAAAUUAUCGGUAGAGUUAGUGGAGCAGGCUGCCCAGUACACUAAUCCGAUCCGAGACAGAGAACUGGAUCUCCGAGGGUAUAAAAUCCCGGUUCUGGAGAACCUCGGCGCCACUCUGGAUCAGUUUGAUACCAUCGACUUUUCCGAUAAUGAGAUCAGAAAACUGGACGGGUUUCCACUGCUCAGGAGACUCAAAACUAUUCUGAUGAACAACAACCGCAUUUGCCGGAUCGGUGAAAAUCUCGAGCACUCGUUGCCCAAUCUGAAGGAGCUAAUCCUUACAAGCAACAAUAUUCAAGAGCUGGGUGAUCUGGAUCCUCUCGCUUCAGUAAAGACCUUGAAUCUUCUAAGUCUCUUAAGAAACCCAGUAACCAACAAGAAGCAUUACAGGCUGUAUGUCAUCAACAAACUUCCACAGAUCCGUGUUCUGGAUUUCCAGAAGGUGAAAUUGAAGGAACGUCAAGAGGCCGAGAAAAUGUUCAAAGGCAAACGGGGCGCUCAGCUUGCAAAGGAUAUUGCCAAGCGCACAAAAACGUUCACGCCAGGAGCUGGACUGCAGGCUGAGAAAGUAAAAACGGGGCCUUCUGCGGCAGAUGUGGAAGCCAUAAAGGCUGCCAUCGCAAAUGCCACAUCGCUGGCAGAGGUGGAGAGGUUGAAGGGGAUGUUACAGUCUGGUCAGAUCCCUGGGAGAGAAAUCAGACAAGGCGCACAGAGCAUGGUUGAGGAGGAAGAGGAAGAUGAGCCUGAAAUGGAAAUGCAGGAGUCUGUGUCGAUGUACAGCGGUGCCGGUGGAGAUGAGAUGGAAGACGAUGGAGCGGAUAAUGCAGAGGAAGACAUGCGUGUUAAUGGAUCGUAGUUCAUUUCCUGUUGUAUGGAUGAUGGUUUGGUGGUGCAACUUUCUCGAGUUUGUGUAUAAAUAUUGAACAGAGUACUUUGUAUGUUUUUUUUUUUUGUUUUGUUUCUUUGUGUUAAGUACAUUUAACCAUUUUUUAAAUGAUUUACAAUAAAAUUAAUUGCUUCUUUCA